AUGGCCGACCGCACGGCAGCGGAGAUCAAGCCGAAAUGCACCCCCGCGGAGCUCAUGUUGAAGGUCAUUUUGACGGGGACCUUGAGCCACUACGAAACCCGCGGGAUGAUUGACGACAAACGCUUAGAACAUAUGCUCUCUGCCGGGAAGCAGAUUCUAUACAAGACACACCAGGAGAGCGAUGUCAGACAUAACCUUGGCCUAUCACCGGAUAUCUGGCAAGGCUUUACAGACGUACUGACGAAGGCGAUCCCGGUCCUCGAAUCCCAAUCGUUUGCAUGGAAGAGCCCCCCGACGGCAAAUUACGAUCAUUCCUCUUCCAACCUAAUAGCCUACAAUUACUUUUCGCUAGUCAAGGACAUUGAGCGCCUAAAUGAUCUCUGUACGAUUGCCCGUAACCUCCUCGCCACCACGAAGAAGGCGCAGAACAUGGCGGCGGAGAAAGGCUUCGAUCAGAGAAUCUUAGCCCUGGUAGAUACUUGCGUUAGAGUAACCGCGCGAGGGUUUGACGGGGAGACGAAUGCAAGGAACGAAGAGCGCUGGCAAAAGGUUGUUAACCUUUACAAGCGUCUCCUCAUCACCUGCUUGCAGUUCUUGCAUAAUUUCAUCAUGCACAACGAACAACGCAAGAUGGUGCUAUGGUUAGAUUUGUUUGGGUACCACUCAACUGGUGACUCGAACAUUAUCCAGCCCAGGGAGCCCCUUGACCCCGCUUGCAGUCAGCAGGAAGGAAUGGCGCCCAUUGUAAAGACCGGAGAGAGGAUAGUAAAUCCCCCGAUAAGGGCUCUUUACGAUCAAACAGCAGAGGAUCUGCUCUUGGAAACCAUCUCAAACUUCCCGAGAGAGCCUGCCACCAUCAAGGAAGAGGCAGCCAUGUUGCUUCUUGCUAACAUCAAGGAUCACAUGGAAAAGCUGCUCGGACGCGAUUUGACUGCCAUACAGGAAAUGGGGAAGGAUCCAGAACAGGUGAAGGAGAUUCGCGCCGCUCUUACCGCCAUACUCGGAGCAAAGGUUGAUGGAUGGUCUGAUCUCCAGGACAGGGCUAAGGACCUACCUCCUGCUCUGCCAGAAGAUGAGCCGCCUCGCAAGAAAGCAAUUGUCACGAUUGAUCGCAGCGCAACGGCUGGAUUCCCACGUGUCUGCUGGACCGAUCUUCCCGAUCUUGGAGAUUACGGUGCGCUUUCGGGUGGCGAUGCGACAGUGAUGGAGGAAGAUAUGAGCAUGCCGCGUUCGGCACAGUCAGCGGCAGAAACUCUCCAGGAGGCUAAAGACGAAUUGAUGGCCCGGUUGCAGGAGAGCUCGCAGAUUGGCGACGGUGAUCAGGACUACGACACUGGUGAUGCAGGCACGGUCGGUGACGAUGACUCGCGAAGCCUGGAGGCUGUUGCAGACGGAAGUAUGGAGGAAGAAGAGGAAGAGGAUGAUGAAGAUGACGACGACUAUCGCGGCCGGCCAGGCGACCAACAGCGGGGUCUCCUGACUGAUAUUCCACUCGUGCUGGGCCCGGCAGAGAUCGAGGCACUGCCAAUGAUCAUCCAGGCUGGUAUCGUGGAUAGUUUCGGCUUGAAGGGUGGGGAGAGAAGUGGCUCGAGGAAUAUGCAGGCCCUCAGAUGUCACAUUCUGCUCACUCAGGAGACGGGUAGGAACCUGCUUCGCGAGCUGCUGAUCUUCAUCGCUGCCUGGGAUCUCCCUGACGACGAACUCUACUUCAAGAUGAUGGUUCAGAUUAUGGACGCGGUUUUGAGAAAUGGUUUGAUGUCUCAUGCAUACUCCGAUUUCGGCCAACCCAAGGACAUCAUUUCGCCCGCGCAGGCGGUGGUUGUCAAGAUUCUCACGCAUAUCUUCCGAGCCAAGUACUCCCCUGCAUCGGUUACAGGAUCAACCCAGCCCAACGGAACAGCGACUAAAAACCCGGCCCCGCUUUCUAGAGUUGACAUCCUUACUGUCCGGUACAUCUUCACCAUCUUCCGCGGCAACAUCAUUCCCGAAACUUGCGCUUUGAUCUACCUGCAGGGCCAGAUCCGAGCUGGGCGGGCUUUGCCUGAGGACUUCCCCUUGAACCUCUGGGAUAUGGAGCGGGUGUACGAGGGUGUCUACCAAUUCCUCGAGUUCUUUGCUGUGCUCACAGAGAACAACGACUGGAAGAACCUGUUGGUCAAAUGGGAGAUUGUCUACGACCUAGUCACGUUAAUCAAAGAGCUAGAAGCCAGCAUUCCCAAGGGCCAGCUGAGCGCGCUCAACCUGGGACACAACAACCCCUCCAAGGAGCCCCAGCACACGGCUCCCGCACCGGUUGCAGUUGAGCGCCCAUACGACCCCGGUGAUCCGGACCCGAUUGAUGCCCCCGGCUCUCGGGCCGAAUCACCACCAAUUACCGAAGAUCCGUCCGAAUUUGAGUGGCGCAACCUCAAGAAACUCGUCGUGCUUGUUCUGUCGUCUCUUGUCUGGAAAUGCCCUGAAGUGCAGGACCAAAUUCGUCGCUACGGUGGUGUCGAGACCAUCCUGUCCUGCACCAACUUCGAUGCACACAACCCCUACAUUAAGGAACACGCCGUCAUGUGCCUGAAGUUCCUGCUGGAGGGCAACCGCGAGAACCAAAAGAUGGUCGAGGAGCUAGAAGCGCGGGAAGUGGUGAAGGAUGACGCAGGGAUGCUGGAACGUAGUGGACUGGAGGCAGUCAUCGACAAGGCAGGCAAGCUGGCCAUCCGCACAAAGGAUGGAGCAGACAAGCGGUAG
Molecule: messenger RNA, 2736 nt
Organism: Aspergillus luchuensis
Lineage: Eukaryota; Fungi; Ascomycota; Eurotiomycetes; Eurotiales; Aspergillaceae
Gene: CTR86
Product: Ataxin-10 homo-association domain-containing protein
Exons: 2
Coding region: 1-2736 (911 amino acids)
Cellular component (GO): cytosol
Source: RefSeq, a predicted model, not a curated record